This is a messenger RNA of Nothoprocta perdicaria, 2418 nucleotides long. Its product is annotated as kinesin heavy chain-like. Gene Ontology annotation, molecular function: betaine-homocysteine S-methyltransferase activity; microtubule binding; ATP binding. The record is from RefSeq and is a predicted model, not a curated record. The transcript is spliced from 17 exons. NCBI's taxonomy places the organism in Eukaryota, Metazoa, Chordata, Aves, Tinamiformes, Tinamidae. The annotation marks the transcript as partial. Gene Ontology annotation, biological process: microtubule-based movement.
GGCAAGCCCUAUGUCUUCGACCGCGUGUUCCCCCCCAACACCACGCAGGAGCAGGUGUACCACGCGUGCGCCAUGCAGAUCGUCAAGGUGACCAAGACCAACCUGUCGGUGCACGAGGACAAGAACCGCGUGCCCUACGUCAAGGGCUGCACCGAGCGCUUCGUGUCCAGCCCCGAGGAGAUCCUGGACGUCAUCGACGAGGGCAAGUCCAACCGGCACGUGGCUGUCACCAGUGAGCACCGCAAGAUGACGCGGAUCCUGCAGGACUCGCUGGGCGGCAACUGCCGCACCACCAUGUUCAUCUGCUGCUCGCCCUCCAGCUACAACGACGCCGAGACCAAGUCCACCCUCAUGUUCGGGCAGCGGGCCAAGACCAUCAAGAACACGGCGUCCGUGAACCUGGAGCUGACGGCCGAGCAGUGGAAGAAGAAGUACGAGAAGGAGAAGGAGAAGAACAAGGCGCUCAAGGAGACCAUCGCCAAGCUGGAGGCCGAGCUGAGCCGCUGGCGGAGCGGGGAGGACGUGCCGGAGACGGAGCAGCUGAGCGGGGCGGAGGCGGAGGCGGAGGCCGAGGCGGAGGCCGAGGCGGAGGCCGGCUCGGGCUCGGCGCCGGCGCCCGCGGGCCAGACGCCCCUCAACGACAACAGCUCCUCCAUCGUCAUCCACAUCUCGGACGAGGAGCGCCGCAAGUACGAGGAGGAGAUCCGCAAGCUCUACAAGCAGCUCGAUGACAAGGACGACGAGAUCAACCAGCAGAGCCAGAUCAUGGAGAAGCUCAAGCAGCAGAUGCUGGAGCAGGAGGAGCUGGCGGCGCUGCGAGCCGAGCACGGCGCGGCGCGCGCCGAGGUGGCCGAGGUGCUGGCCGCGCUCGAGGAGCUGGCGCGCAGCUACGACCGCAAGGCGCAGGAGGCCGAGGACAGCGGGCGCCACAACCGCCGCCUGGCCGACGAGCUGGCGCGCACCGAGGCCACGACGCUGUCGCUGGAGACGGAGCUGCAGCGCGUGCGGGACGUGAGCGGGCAGCAGCGCAAGCGCGCCGCCGAGGUGCUCAACGGCCUCAUGAAGGACCUCAGCGAGUUCAGCGUCAUCGUGGGCAACGGCGAGAUCAAGCUGCCGGUGGAGGUGAGCGGCGCCAUCGAGGAGGAGUUCACCGUGGCCCGGCUCUACAUCAGCAAGAUCAAGUCGGAGGUGAAGUCGGUGGUGAAGCGGUGCCGGCAGCUGGAGAACCUGCAGGUCGAGUGCCACCGCAAGAUGGAGGUGACGGGCCGCGAGCUCUCGUCCUGCCAGCUCCUCAUCUCCCAGCACGAGGCCAAGAUCCGCUCGCUCACCGAGUACAUGCAGAACGUGGAGCUCAAGAAGCGGCACCUGGAGGAGUCCUACGACGCGCUGAGCGAGGAGCUGGCCCGGCUGCAGGCGCAGGAGACGGCUCACGGGGUGGCCAGGAAGGAGCGGGAGCAGGACGAGCCCCAGGAGAGCGAUGCCGGGAAGGCGCUGGAGCUGCAGCUGGAGAGCCACCGCGAGGCCCAGCACAAGCAGCUCGCCCGGCUCCGCGACGAGAUCAACGAGAAGCAGAAAACCAUCGACGAGCUGCACAUGAAGUUUGUGAUGUCCAUGACACCCAUCACGCCCAUGGUGUCCAUGAUGUCCAUGACACCCAUGGCGUCCAUGAUGUCCAUGACACCCAUGAUGCCCAUGACACCCAUGGUGCCCAUGAUGCCCAUGACAUCCAUGACGCCCAUGGUGUCCAUGAUGUCCAUGACACCCAUGGUGUCCAUGAUGCCCAUGACAUCCAUGACGCCCAUGGUGUCCAUGAUGUCCAUGACACCCAUGGUGUCCAUGAUGUACAUGACACCCAUGACAUCCAUGAUGUCCAUGACACCGAUGAUGCCCAUGAUUGUCCAUGAUGUCCAUGACACCCAUGGUGUCCAUGACACCCAAGAUAUCCAUGAUGCCCACGACGUCCAUGAUGUCCAUGAUGCCCAUGAUGCCCAUGGUGUCCAUGAUGCCCAUGACACCCAUGAUGCCCAUGACACCCAUGGCAUGAUGCCCACGUUGACCCUAGUGCCUGUGUGGUCCCUGGUGCCCGUGAUGGUGCCCAUGACGGUGCCUCUGGUUCGUGACAAUGCAGAUCUGCGCUGCGAGCUUCCGAAGCUGGAGAAACGGCUUCGGGCUACGGCUGCGCGAGUGCAGGCCCUGGAGGGCGCCCUGAGGGAGGCCAAGGAGGGCGCGCUCAAGGACAAGCGCCGCUACCAGCAGGAGGUCGACCGCAUCAAGGAGGCCGUGCGCGCCAAGGGCGCCAAGCGCGCCCACAGCGCACACAUCGCCAAACCCGUGCGGCCCGGCCAGGCGCCCGCCACGUCGCCCACGGGUGCCCGCGGCCCCGACGGCCUCAGCUUCAGCAACAGCCUCUUCCAGGGC